Limulus polyphemus (Atlantic horseshoe crab) is the source of this 1589-nucleotide messenger RNA. RefSeq names its product E3 ubiquitin-protein ligase RFWD3-like. The transcript has 6 exons. Gene Ontology annotation, biological process: interstrand cross-link repair; protein ubiquitination. The record is from RefSeq and is a predicted model, not a curated record. Gene Ontology annotation, molecular function: ubiquitin protein ligase activity. Gene Ontology annotation, cellular component: nucleus. Lineage: Eukaryota; Metazoa; Arthropoda; Merostomata; Xiphosura; Limulidae. The coding region runs from base 359 to 1192 and encodes 277 amino acids.
UAAAAAUGAGCGAUUGUUAGUUGUUCAUUGAAUGUUUUGUACAGACUUUGCCAAUGCCAUUGUAUGUAGUACAAAUUGUGAUUUUUCGAAGUUUGUUUAAAAUCAGCUGGAUAUAAAUUUUGAAUAAAAUCUAUGAAUAGUUACUAUUAAUUUUUAUAGGAAUACUAGAGUCUAUUAGUAUUGGUACUGGUACAAUGAGGACCAGCCUUAAAGUGAAGUUAAACUUAAACUCUAAGUCUAACCAUCCACGAAACAGUCGUACUGUUAAGGUGUCACUGUCAUAAAUUAUUUUAUUAAUAAUAUAAUAAAUUUAAUGACUAUGCCCAUUUCAGAAUUUCUCAACAGUAACUAAUUAAAGAUGAGCUCAACAGAUGACACUGACAGCAUGGAUGUAGAGGUAGUUGAAACUGAAGAUGAUGAUGAAACAGAAGUAUCAGAGGAAAGUGCUAAUGAUCAGCACUCAAGUGAAGAUAAUGAUAAUUCAGAUAAUAUUGAACAGUCUACAAGAUCAGCGGGACAUCUUGAAACUUCAUCAGUAGCGCCGGCUAGUAGUGAUACUACAGUAGAACAACAUAAUAGAGAUGUAUCAACAUCAAGUGAUCCUGUUCUUAGCAGUUCAUUAAAUCCAGAUGGUUGUAAAUCAGAACCAAAAAAUGGCAUCCAAAAAAUUUCUAUCUCUCCCAAGUGUAAAGAGAAUAACCUGGAUGAGUCUGAGGAAGAUGGGCAGAUUUGUACUAUCUGCUUUGAUCGCUGGACCAAUUCGGGUGUUCACAGAUUAGUUUCUUUAAAGUGUGGUCACCUCUUUGGUUUCAGCUGUAUUGAAAGAUGGCUAAAGGGUCAGGGAGCCAAGUGUCCACAGUGUAAUGCUGCAGCGAAAAAAUCUGAAAUUAGAACGAUCUAUGCCAAGUGUUUGAAAGUUUUAGAUACGUCGGAGAGAGAUAGAGCCAUAAAAGAAUUGGAUAAAGAAAAGGAACUUCGUCGUCGUGCAGAACUGGAGGUUGCUCAGACAAGGCUAAAAUAUCAGAUGGCUGUCCAGGAAUGUGAACGAAUAAAGAAGGAGCUAAUGGAGAAGACAGAAACUAUAGAUAAACUCAGGUGUCGUGUAGAUAAAAACAUAAUGAAUCAAUGUAAUGCAAAAAGCUUAGGUAUUAUUUAUAUAAAGCAUUACAUACUGUUGUUGUACAGAAAAUAAUUCUUUUUUUGUUUUUUUCAUAUAAAAUAAUUAGUGUGCCAAAGUUAUACCAAAAUUAAACAUUGUUUUUUUCUAGUAUAUGUCAUUUUCUAUUGUCUUAUCUAGAGGUAUGCAGAAAGCAAAAUCAAAAGUUUCCAGAUUUCUGUUACGCAUUUUAUUAUAUGUACAGACUGUAUUCCAGUUUAUUGAUUUUGUGUUUAAGUUGUUUUGGUAUCAUAGUGUUGAAUUCGAAUGUUACUAGUAUUUCUGUGGAUUUUUCCAGUGUUUCACAGUUUAUUAAUGUUACUAGUAUUCUGUGGAUUUUUUCCAGUGUUUCACAGUUUAUUAAUGUUACUAGUAUUUUGUGGAUUUUUCCAGUGUUUCACAGUUUAUUAAAGUUACUAGUAUUUUGUGGAUU